Trifolium pratense (red clover) is the source of this 1680-nucleotide messenger RNA. RefSeq names its product U11/U12 small nuclear ribonucleoprotein 31 kDa protein-like. Gene Ontology annotation, molecular function: zinc ion binding; RNA binding. Bases 94 to 780 code for a protein of 228 amino acids. Gene Ontology annotation, cellular component: U12-type spliceosomal complex. The record is from RefSeq and is a predicted model, not a curated record. Lineage: Eukaryota; Viridiplantae; Streptophyta; Magnoliopsida; Fabales; Fabaceae. The transcript is spliced from 2 exons. Gene Ontology annotation, biological process: mRNA splicing, via spliceosome.
CACACACAUCUCUUAUCUCUCCCUCCAACUGUAAAUCUUCAGUUCUCCUUUACCUCGUUGCCGGAAGUAAAGAAUACAGAAAACAAAAAAAAAAUGUCAACCAAGAAGAAACAAAAACGCAAAAACAACGAUAGCGAUGAAGACGACGUUUUCUACUACCGCUACCCCACCGCCACCGCCACCGCCACCGCCACAUCCAAUAACCAAAUCCAAUCAAAAUCAAACAACAAAGCAUCAUCGAUAAUAUCGACAACAGGUGAAUCCUUAGCACCAUCAAAAUCAACACUAUAUGUUUCAAAUCUAGAUUACUCCUUAACAAACUCCGAUCUCCACACUCUCUUUUCGACUUUCGGCCGAAUCGCGCGUGUAACGGUUCUUAAAGACCGUCACACGCGCCUCAGCCGUGGUGUUGCGUUUAUUCAGUUUGUUUUGCGUCAGGAUGCGCAACGCGCUGUGACGGAAAUGAAUAAGAAGAUUUUGAAUGGACGGACUUUGACGGUGUCGAUUGCUGCUGAUAAUGGACGCGCGCCGGAGUUUAUUAAGAAGCGCGUGUAUAAUUCGGAGACUGGUUUGUGUUUUGAGUGUGGGGAGCAUGGUCAUUUGUCUUAUGAGUGUCCUAAGAAUCAGUUGGGGCCGAGGGAGCGGCCGCAGCCUAAGAAGCCGAGGCGUGGGUUUGGCGGGUUUAGGGAUAGACUGGAAGGUAAUGAUGAUGAUGAGGAUGAGGAGGAGGAAGAUGAUGGACAGUUUGAGCAAUAUAGUUGGGCUUCCAUUGUGGAUUGAUCAUGAGUUACGUAGAAUUGACAUUUCAUAUUGGAGGGCCUCUUUCCCAUAGAAGGUGAUUCAUUGGACAUACUCUUCACAGUCCACACCCUGAGCAAAAACAACUUUAUUGCGAAGGACCUUUACAUUCAAUCGUUCAGUUACAGUCAACAUUUCUGUUCAUGUGGCAUUGAGGGAUCCCACAUUGCCAACUGCUCUUCUGAUUACCUUUGCUCCUUGAUGCCUAUUAAGUUAGGAUAUUUACUGAUGUUUUAUUGGCCAACUGAAACUAGUCUUAGACAGUAAUCUUAUAUUUUUCUUGAAUAACCAUAAUGACAAAAGAAUAUGAGAUAAUCUUUUGUAGCUAUUUCAUGAUAAAACCCGGGCUGAGAAUUAUGGGUUGAUUAAUUUCCCCAACUUCCAUUUCAUGUGGGUUAGCAAAGUAAUUCAAGCUAUUGGUUAGAUUCUUAGUUUGAAUAUGAUUGAAUUAUUAUGAAUGAACUAAUCGUUUGAAUAUGUUUGAAUUAUUAUGUCCGUAUCUGUUAUGCAACAAGGGAUUUGACCAGAUUCUCAAUUUCAAACAUGAUGGUGUAGAGGGGAUUCCUUCAAACAUGGUGGCGUGGUGGCUUGUAUUCUCAAGUGCCAAAGGAACCACAUGAACCACUUUCUUUCACGCUAUAAUUUCAGAAUAAUAUGAUAGUAGUUGAUCGAUGUAUAAUUUAGUUGUCUUGUUAAUUAUCAUUGUGAAGAAUAAUUCAUUAUGUAUAAUUUAGUGGUCUACUAGUCUUUUAUUGAUAAUUGAAGUAAAAAAGAAGUUCAGUAUUUGUAUUUCUUCCUGUGUGGAUUGCAAGUUUGCCUCUUUUGUAACACAUCUCAUAGUGGAGAAAUAAGUGCUUUUCUCAUACAUGUGUGAGAGUAACA